GUUGGCAAUAAUAGCAAUACAGGUGGAGCAAUCCAUUGAGUCUGAAGGAAAAUCCGAAAAUUUUCAGCAGUCUCACAAAGACUCAAAAAACCAAUGAUUGGCAAAGCAUGGACCGCAGUUUUGCACACACAACAUCAUGGACGAUCAUUUGUACACUGAUUCAGAGCCGGGCUACAGAGCCACGCAUGUAGAUUCUCGCAUUCCGCCUCCUUCCACGCGCGAUUAUUUGUCUUCUCGAUCACGAAACAAUCAUCAUUCCUCCAACCAGAACCAACGCUCGCGACGCUACGAACCGUAUCACUCCAAUCGAUCCAACGAUGCGCCCACGAGAGCGCCACCAGCUUCGCAUUCACAGUACAACGACUCGCCACCUGCUGCACCGCGAUCCGUCCAACCCGAACCGCCCAAACAGAAACCUGUGCUUAAAAUCGAUUUUCACGCCAAUACCGACUUUGUAGAAUGUGCCACGGAACCCGAAUCGAAACGAUACAGUGUCGAGGAUAUCGUCGAACUCAUUGAUAUAAGAGAAGCCAAGACCGAUGUGGAUUUUUUGAGUUUCGGUGAUGUGAUGCAAAAAUUGAACGCAUUGCGACUGAAAACAGGCCGAUUAUCCCAUGAACAAUUAUCUUCAGCCCGACAACGUAGCAAUCCUUUCGAACACAUUGGUAAAUCCAUUUUCAUGAACCGUGCCGCCACCAAAUUAGCGGCCUUGGAUGCCACGUUCCAGUUGACAGCGACCGAAUUGAACAAGCCAUUACUGUUUGCCGACAUCUGUGGCGGACCGGGCGGUUUCACAGAGUAUUUGCUGUGGCGUACUUCCAGCGGGGGCGGAUCGGCUCACGGAUAUGGUAUUACGUUGAAAAGCUCGGAUGAUGCGGCCAACUGGCAUUUGGAAGAGAUGCGUCGCGAUAUUCCGCUGAACUUUACGCAGAUCGAUGGGGUGGAUGGAACAGGCGAUCUCUACAAGGAAGCCAAUAUCCGAGAAUUUGCAGCUGUGGUCUCAAAUCAUACGAAAAAGCGAGGCGUGGAUCUUGUCGUCGCUGAUGGCGGAUUCGAUUUCACCGGCAAGGAGCACAUGCAAGAACAGUUGGCACGAAAGCUCAUUCUGUGCGAAAUCAUCACGAUGCUUACAUGCUUGAAGCAAGGUGGUACAUUUGUCUGCAAAUUCUUUGACAUGAUGGAAGAUUUUACGGCCGAUCUUGUUUGGCUGUUGUAUCAACUGUUCGAUCGUAUCUGUAUCACCAAACCGUUGACGAGUCGACCUGCCAACUCUGAACGUUAUGUCGUAUGCAAAAACUUACGGCCCGGUCAUCCUAUCAAAUUAAUCGAAGCACUUCUGGAUGUCAAUCGAAAAUUAGACGAGAAUGCAACAAAGGAUAUUUGUUUCGUUCCUAGAUCCGUAUUGGAGAAGGAUGAAACCUUUGUCAAUUAUGUCAAAAUGCGAAAUAUGAAAUUUGCCGUGAAACAAACGGAGACACUCGAACAAUUUGGACAAUUCGUCAAUGAUCCUCAUCGACCGGCAACUUACGAUCAAAAUCAGGUGCGACGCCAAUGCUUAAAUGAAUGGCACUUGCCCUUGAGCGAGAAUGAACCGUAAAACCUCUACUUCUUACAUGUCAUCGCCUCUUAGCUAUACGCUCACAGUGAUAGUAAACACGUUUAUCGCAACCAAGCUCUUGAUUUGUAAGAUGGUGGAUCGUUUCAUUUCUAGAUAAAAAAAAAGAUCAAUAAGAAUCCAUCAUCCAAAGUCAAAAUGAAAGAUAGCCUUGCCAUUAGCCAUUUG
This is a messenger RNA of Radiomyces spectabilis, 1783 nucleotides long. Its product is annotated as FtsJ-like methyltransferase-domain-containing protein. Gene Ontology annotation, biological process: 7-methylguanosine mRNA capping. Lineage: Eukaryota; Fungi; Mucoromycota; Mucoromycetes; Mucorales; Radiomycetaceae. The transcript is spliced from 11 exons. The record is from RefSeq and is a predicted model, not a curated record. Gene Ontology annotation, cellular component: cytoplasm; nucleus. Gene Ontology annotation, molecular function: methyltransferase cap1 activity. Bases 137 to 1597 code for a protein of 486 amino acids.